CAUUUUGACGCUUGCACAUCAAAGCAGUAAUAAUAAAUCAAUUGCAUGGCAGAACCGGAAUCGGAGAAAAUAUUUGCAAUAUAAACUUUGUUGUCUCUGCAGAAAUUUACAAGUCCCGUGUCAUGAUUUUAACACUUAACCGUUUAACAUUUUAAUUUGAAGCAUUGGAGACGACGCUCUUCCGCUGUUUUGACGAUCGUCCUGCAAGUGCUGAUACUCAUGCUUCCCGAACCUGGAGUGGCCAUGACGAUGGACCAGUUUUUGACCUCGCUAGACAUGAUCCGGAAUGGCUGUGCGCCAAAGUUUAAGCUUAAAACAGAAGAUCUCGAUCGACUUCGCGUGGGUGAUUUCAGCUUUCCGCCAUCGCAGGAUCUCAUGUGCUACACAAAGUGCGUGUCCUUGAUGGCGGGCACUGUGAAUAAAAAGGGGGAGUUCAACGCUGCCAAGGCUCUGGCCCAACUUCCGCAUCUGGUACCCCAGGAAAUGAUGGAGAUGUCCAGGAAAUCCGUAGAAGCUUGCAGAGAUACGCAUAAACUAUUCAAGGAAUCGUGCGAGAGGGUCUACCAAACGGCCAAGUGCUUCUCCGAAAAUGCCGAUGGAAGGUUCAUGUGGCCUUAAAAAAGUUCUUGGGAACUAAGCUUAUUCAGGUUUAUUCUUUAAUGACCAAUUUUUAGACGAAUUCUGUGUAAAUCAUGUGUAUGUUUAAAUCAACAAAUUAAAUUGAGAAAUCCUUGUAAUCUUAACCUGAGCGAUGACAGAAAAGCCGAAGCGUAUACCCUUACUUACGCUGUUGAUUCAAUUAAAACCAAAAUUACUUAAUAUGUAAAGAGCUUAUA
Drosophila teissieri is the source of this 836-nucleotide messenger RNA. RefSeq names its product general odorant-binding protein lush (gene lush). The record is from RefSeq and is a predicted model, not a curated record. Gene Ontology annotation, molecular function: dibutyl phthalate binding; odorant binding. The transcript is spliced from 4 exons. Gene Ontology annotation, cellular component: extracellular region. NCBI's taxonomy places the organism in Eukaryota, Metazoa, Arthropoda, Insecta, Diptera, Drosophilidae. Gene Ontology annotation, biological process: sensory perception of smell; olfactory behavior. The coding region runs from base 220 to 618 and encodes 132 amino acids.